Molecule: messenger RNA, 1488 nt
Organism: Hydra vulgaris (swiftwater hydra)
Lineage: Eukaryota; Metazoa; Cnidaria; Hydrozoa; Anthoathecata; Hydridae
Biological process (GO): cell-matrix adhesion
Source: RefSeq, a predicted model, not a curated record
UGAAAAUUAAUUUUUUUAUCAACAAACUCUAGCUAUGCAUUUAUUAUUUGAACUUUUAUUACUGGUAUUCAGCAAAUGUGAUUCUUUACAAUUGGAAGAUUUUUAUGAUUAUACAAGUGCUCGGAUCUUGACAGAUUUUAAUAUACAUAUUGAUUUGCCAAUAACAUACCCACAUUGGUCGGAUGUCAAUAACACCCAAAUUGACAUUGUUCAAAGUGGCAUUAUUCGAUUUUCAGGAUUAAAUUCCGCAAACACAUUGGAUCUAUUGGUGCUGGCUACAUCAUCUCCAAUUUCUGGUAAUAUAUUUUACCAAGUAAUACAACCUGUCAGUGAUACUUUGAAAGAAAACAUUUCACGAGAUAUUGAAAUAUCAAGUUUUAAUGCACUGCACGCAGUCAUCAUUACAUGGCAGAAAGUGGAAUUUUACAGCAAGUCCUUCAGUUCAUUUCAAGUAAUAGUUACUUCAAAUGGUACAGAUACCUUUGCAAUAUUGAACUUGCUGAAUAUUGGUCAAAGCUCACAAAAACUGCAGUUUUAUCCAGAGGUUGAUCUACGUUACUCUUACAAUGGUGGUUUAUCAUUUGUUCGUACAGGUUUUCUUAAGCGUUCAACUGGCGUAUCAACAGCAACUGUAAAUACAGCUUCGGCUGCAACUUCUGGUACAAAUACAGGUAAACCUGGACGCUGGGUGCUUCAACUAAAUCAGAAUAUAAUGUUAGUUGAAACAUCAAAUUCAAGCAAUGUUACAAGCAACAUUCAAGGGAUGCCUUUGAGUAAUUUUAGUGGCAUUGCACUGCGUGGUGAAUUUUGGUUUAACAACCUAACAUUGGAUGGAAGCAUACUUUUAUCUUUUAAUGUUAAUCAACUAGGUGUUAUACUUGCUAAAUCAAGUAGUGAUCCCCGCUAUGAUUUAAUGGAUGGAGCUAUUAAACAAUGGAUUAGCUCGGUAUACUCUAAUGUAACAAAUGCAACUGACUCUACAGUCAAUAUUGUUAGCUACAGAAUGGGAAGUUUAAUUGUUGAUUACUUUGUUUCUUUAAAAAACCCAAACUGUGGAGACUCUACAAGUUCUGUUUGUGCAGAUGGAAUCAUGAAUAGAGUUAUAAAUGUUACUAAAGAAUCAAUUAUAACAAGUGGUAGUCUAUCUGGUUCAUUAAAGCGAGAUCCAGUAUUUAAAUCUGGUCUAUGUGAAAACACGAGAGCUUGCGACGUGAAUGGAAAUUGUAUAGAGUAUCCUGACAAGUUUUCGUUUGCCUGCAAUUGUAAGUUAGGUUUCUAUGGAGACGGUUUUGUCGGAAAUUGUAUAAAAAUUAAAGACAGCGCACUAAGUUUUACCCUUCAACUGAUAUUUGGUUGCAUAUUUUCUUUAUUUGUGGCAGAGGUUUUAACAAUAUUUGUUUUUGUAAAAAUUAUUCGUAGUAAUUUUUUUUGAUGAUAAAGUUUUUAUGAAUUAAUUUAAAAUAAAUUAUAUUAUUGUAAGUUUAAAAA